Geosmithia morbida is the source of this 747-nucleotide messenger RNA. RefSeq names its product small subunit ribosomal protein S11. Gene Ontology annotation, molecular function: mRNA 5'-UTR binding; structural constituent of ribosome; small ribosomal subunit rRNA binding. The record is from RefSeq and is a predicted model, not a curated record. Bases 1 to 747 code for a protein of 248 amino acids. Gene Ontology annotation, cellular component: mitochondrial small ribosomal subunit; ribosome. The transcript has a single exon. Lineage: Eukaryota; Fungi; Ascomycota; Sordariomycetes; Hypocreales; Bionectriaceae. Gene Ontology annotation, biological process: ribosomal small subunit assembly; maturation of SSU-rRNA from tricistronic rRNA transcript (SSU-rRNA, 5.8S rRNA, LSU-rRNA); translation.
AUGAUCCGUUCAUCAACAACCCGUCUGGUGGCGGCCCAGCCUCUGGGAGCCUCGUCGUCGACUCUGGUGCGUCGUCUCCCCUGGGUCACGACGACGCGAUGCCUUUCGCAGACACACCAGCGCCGGCAAGAGGACGACAGCAGCAGCAGCUUCAAGCCCAAGUCCCGCGCGCUUCUGGAGAACCUGUACGGUGCGCGCCAGGCUCCCUCCGGGCAGUCGCAGUCGCAGUCGCAGUCGCAGGAGAAGAACUCGAUGGCAUCCCUAUCGCAGUCGUCGGUGUUCAAGGCCAUGAACCAGUCCGGGGUGGACACCAGCUCUCUGAUGGGGGGCAGCACGUCGUCGUCGGGGGCGGCGUCAGCACGGUCCAAGGAGGACCUCGAGCCCUACCACCUGCACAUCUACUCGCACAAGCAUAACACGCACGUCACCUGCACGAAACCUAACCGCGAGCCCAUCAUCUCCCUCUCGGCAGGCAACCUCGGAUACCGCAAGUCGAGGCGCGGAACCUACGACUCGGCCUACUCACUCACCAAGUACCUGAUUGAGCGUCUGAUCCACAACGGCUGGCCCAUGAAGAUGAAGAGGCUCGAGGUGGUGCUCCGUGGCUUCGGCCAGGGGAGGGAGGCCGCCCUCAAGGUCAUCAUGAGCCCCGAGGGCAAGGUCCUGCGCGACAAGAUUGUCCGUGUGGCUGAGUCGACCAGGCUCAAGUUUGGUGGGACCAGGAGCAAGGCACCCAGGCGUCUGUAA